CUUUAGAAAUUUAAAAUAUUGUUGAAUCCUGUGGUGUUUUUGUUUUUAUUUGUGGAUCAUUUUAUAUAAGAUUUUAAGCUCAAAACGCACAAAAGUAUGCAGCUGAAAAUUGCAUUGUCGUUGUCGUCUGUCAAGGACAAAACAAAACGCCCUGCCAUGUGAGUGUAUAUGUGAGAUAGCAGCAACAACAAGAACAACAACCACAACAACAACGAGAGAAAGUAGCACAAAAGCAGCAGAAACAGAUACGAAAACAAAACAAAAGGACAAAUCACACGAGACUUAAAACGCAGAAGAGAGUGAGUGAGCCAGCGAGUCAUAGAGAUAGAGAGAAAGAGGGAGAUAGCACGAGAGAAAGAGAGGCUGCUGCAACAUUUACUCUCCGCUCCGACCUGCAUCCCGCUUCUACUUCAACAAUCAACCUCCCUUGGAGGCCAGCCCCAUAUAUACAUACACACACACGCUCACACACACCACGGCACGGACAUUUGGCGCCAGUCCGGACGUACAGACAGUACAAAGGAAGUGGAAGUGAAAAAGGAAGAGGAAGCGAGGCAAGACUACAAAGGGAGAGCUAGAGGCAGCCAGGACCACCAUGUGGUGGUUACACGCUCCGCUGCUUCUGGCCCUGCCCCUGCUGUUCCUGCUGCUGUUGCCUCAAAAUGUAACCGCUCGCUUCUGUGAGGGCGGCCACAUCUGCUCCCUGCCACGGGAAUGCUGCACCCAGGGUUGCUGUCCACCAUAUCAAGGUGGCCCAAGACAAUUGCCACAACCAUCGGAGCAUGUGCUGAAUUUGUUUUUCAUCAGCCAUUGGUUCUUUUGGUGCGUUGUUGUGGCCGUCAUCUUGGCCAUCUUGUGUGCCUAUUCACUGUGGAAGAAGCGCCGAACCCUUUGCGGUUGGGGCUUCAAUGAGCAUCACACACAAUCUGAGGGCGAUUCAGCUGGUUCCUGCUAUGCUCCGCCUCAAUAUAGCCGUUGUAAUUCAUUUCAUCAUCCGCCACCGCCAUACACAGAGGUUACCUCCAAACCGGAUCUGUAUCCGCUCGUCUUCACCUGCAACAGUGACAAUGGCAAAGGAAAUGGCAGUUCCAGCUACCUUAUGGUUCAAUAUUUUCGCAACUAUAUUGUACGGCCCGCUGGGUCCUUGAGUGCUGCCAGCACAGUGGACUCCUUGAGUUCCAGUUUCAUAUGCAAUGCAAAUGAGGCGAAUACAUUGGUUCCGCCACCCUAUUCCCGGGCAGCCAGUCCGGAAUUGGGCUUACAUCAUUAUGUGACGCAUGCGCCGCCGCCGCAGCAGCCACCUCCCGCGGCAUCAAAUCAAUUGAUGGCCGGACAGUAUGGAUUACCGCGUUCCGCUUCUCAAUUGGUUGAUAGUUCAACUAGCGCGGCACAGAUGCAGUCCCAGGCGCAGGCUCACGCCCAGGCCCAUGCACAGGCUCAGGCGCAGGCGCAGGCACAGGCUCAGGCUCAGGCCCAACAUUAUGCCACAGUGGCUUUGGGUGGCAAUGGAGUUCUUUAUAGCACACGACUGCAAUCCUCUCAGAGUGGCAAUUUCUCGCCGGAGGAGACUGUGCGAUCGGGUAUGGGUGGCUAUCAUCUGCAGUCGCAGAGUGACCAGCAUUUCCGUUACAUGGCCACAAGUAGCAGCAGUCUCAGUGAUAUUUUCGUCAACAAUAGCUGUGUGGCCGGUUUGGGUUCGACUAUGAUGGACGGAGUGCCUCCGACUAGUGGAACAGCCACCCAGGCGGCAUCAUUGAGCAGUCUAGCUGCUGGCGGUACACCAGUCAUCUAUAGUAAUGGCUGUAUCCAGCCGAAUCCUUUACACAAUUUGGAUACUUGCUGCCAAUUGAGUGGCCCAGCGGCUGCUGCAGCUGCUGCUGGGGGAGUUGGAGGAGCAAUCGGCGGAGCAUCUGGGACCACUGUCAGUUCGGCAGCUUCUGGGGUCAGCAGUUUGGCUAAUAUUGGCACACCAAGUUCACCACCUCAGGCCACCAGUCCCACGGGUGAGGUGCGAGAAAUACUCGAUCAGAUACGUCAAUUGCAGGCGGGCGUCAGUUAUGAACAACUUUUACUUGGAGGAGGAUUAGGAGGAGUAGCCACAGCCACACCUGCCACAGGUACAAAGCCGCGUCUUCAGCACACUCUAUCCACACCAGCAGCAGCCACGCCAGGAGCAGGCACAUCUGGCUCUGGAUCUGUUUCCGCCUCCGUGUCAGUUAGCUCCUCGAUAUCGGGAAAGAGUAAAAAGUUUUAUGCCCCCAAGCCGCCUAACAAAGCCCUGUAUAUACCCAUGGCCGCCCUGGUCACAUCCUCGAAUGGCUCUGGCUCGAGUGGUGCUCAACGUUGUGUACUAAAAAGUCCUGUCAGCAGUGUCGUCAGUGGCGCCAGUUUCUUUGUGAAUCGAGGUCGUGUGGCUCGCAAGGGUUGGAUCUCGCGAUCGGCUCCUACAACUCCUGGCAGUGGUCUGCCGCCAAAUCGCCUGGGCGACGAUAGUCCCUUGCUGCUCAAUGAGCAUGACGAGGAUGUUAUCGAGGAUGACGAUGAGGAAAACGAUGAGGACGAUGACGACGAUGACGAUGAUGAAGCCGUUGUGUAUGGCUGCCCCGAAGUGGAGAAGAACGCCAGACGAGGGGCCAGAGGCAGAGCCAAAAUCAACAGUAAAAAUAAGUCUCAAACGCAAAGUCGGCUGCAGGGUCAGGGUCAGGGUCAGGGACGGAGCCGUCAUCAUAACGAAUUGGAAUAGUAAUAGUGAAUUGAAAGUUUUAUAGUAUUAGAUUUUCAAAUUCCAAAUUUCAAAGAAACAACUGAACUUCAAGUUCAACAUUACAAAUCAAAACCUUACAACAUUAUAAAAAAAAGAUGUUCUCAAGUCCUUGAAAUAUUUCGGCGCACUUCACACAAUUCAGUGAAAUUCCAAACAAAUUAAAGUCAAAGAAAUAAAUACAUUUAUAUCAUCCAUAUGUUAUGUAUUUUGUGUGAGUACAAUUGGAAUUCCUGUUGAUCACUUUGUGCUAGAACCAGUUACGAAUUAUAAGAAACUAACCAAAAAGGAUUCAGUUUGAAAGUGUGUUUGAAAAAGGUUUCCUUUUCCAAUAAGCUUCUCGGACUUGUGUCAUAGUUUUGAUCAAAUCUUAUUAUUUUGUGCACAAACUUUAAUUCAAUAAAUUUUCCAUAUAGACAGUUGGUGUAGAUAUAAAUUUA
Drosophila willistoni is the source of this 3201-nucleotide messenger RNA. RefSeq lists its product as uncharacterized. The transcript has 4 exons. NCBI's taxonomy places the organism in Eukaryota, Metazoa, Arthropoda, Insecta, Diptera, Drosophilidae. The record is from RefSeq and is a predicted model, not a curated record. The coding region runs from base 596 to 2743 and encodes 715 amino acids. Gene Ontology annotation, cellular component: cytoplasmic vesicle membrane.